AUGGUUUGCUACGACAUGGUCGGCAAAAGCAACGACAAGCCACUAUGGCGACCGUUAGCUCACAAGUUCUCAACCCUCAUCCUCAGAAGACGACCAAGUAAACGAAAUGCCCUAGUCGACGCCGAAAAGGCCCAAGAAACCCCAGCAAACUUCAAGCCGCUCGAAGUUCGAUCCAAUGUUCUCGAAGGUCUCCACGUCCCCAAUAGUUGGCUCGUCGAGUCACCCUCGGCCAACUCGCACGACAAGUUGACACUCCCCGCAAUUAAUCUUUCAGAGUCACAACGAUCCCCGCGAUCGCGUGGGUUCGGCCUCUCCAAGGAUUCAUCAUCACGACCCUUCUCCAUUGGUGAUAUCUCUGGAUUAUUAAAGACCGAAUCAGACCGCGCGUCGGCGCUGGCGACCUUGACUGCCACCGACUCAGAACCCAAGGAGGAACGCAGCGUCUUGGACCGCGGACGACCGGUCGAACCUAGACAUUUAAUACAUCAGCCUGUUCGAGGCGGAAAGCCCAAUCGCAAGUCACUCCCAUUGGAGUUGAUGUUUACAGCUCCAGUAUACAACGAAGGCCAGACCUCCAACACCACAAUCGAAGACUCUGUGACAAAGAUCGACGUCGCUUCUCCUUCGUCCUUCCAUGAAUCGUCGCCUUGGACUGCCGAGCAUAGACGACGAUCCACCAUUCGAAUUGUCAGCCGAUCACCUACACGAGCCGAUGAGACAAAGAUUGAUACGACUUCUAUGACCACCACAACCACUACAGACGAACCUGAACCCCGACGUAGCCAAUCGAUCAAAAGAAAACCCGUCGCUGAAGCCCCCAGCACAACAACAUCAACAAUACCAGCUCCCGCGCCGGCACCCACCCCUGCACCAGCACCUACACGCACACCCUCUGUCAACACUAACAAUGACGGCCCAUCAUAUUCCACAUCUGUCACAAGACUCAAAGCAAAACAACCUUCCAAGUUAAGCGACCGUCUAUCAUGGAUCAAGAACCUGGAGGAGAAGAACAACGACAGACCGAACAAGGAUCUGGCCCAGUUGCCCAAGCGUGCUGGCACCGUCUCGGACAAGCUGGCCAUGUUUGAGAAGAAGAACAUGUCCGGCACGGCAAACAAGCAGCACCUGCUUGCGCCGACACGCACAUACUCCAGUAGCCACUCGAGCACCCACUCAAGUAGCUACAACUCCGCCCGUGGCCGCGAGAGCAUCUUUUCCACAGACAGCAACGCGAACGUGUCGUCGACGCGCACCUCGAUCGACACGACGCAUCGUACCUCGUCAGUCAUGAGCUACUACGAUGAUACCUUUCGACAAAAGCUAGAGUCUCUUGUCGGACAGGAGGCUGCUGCCGCUGCUGAGGAGGAGGAGACAGAGGAGACCAAGGUUGAAGAGAAGGAAUAA
This is a messenger RNA of Fusarium pseudograminearum CS3096, 1404 nucleotides long. RefSeq lists its product as uncharacterized. The transcript has a single exon. Lineage: Eukaryota; Fungi; Ascomycota; Sordariomycetes; Hypocreales; Nectriaceae. The coding region runs from base 1 to 1404 and encodes 467 amino acids. The record is from RefSeq and is a predicted model, not a curated record.